GUCAAAACUCAACAGCUAUUAACAAGCAGUUGUCACAGGUUACACGUAAAAAUAAAUGCAUACUUCUUAGUAUUUGAUUAUAAAUUUAUGAUACCAAAAAGGACCAUUAUUUCAGUCGCAUUAUAAAGUUUUAACAAUUAAAAAUGCAAGGCCCAGCAGUUUUUAUGGACAUAUCGCUAGAAGAUCAGGCUUUAGAACUCAGAAAGUAUUUCAAAAGCCUUGGUGCUGAAAUUUCUGAAGAAAAAUCUCCUAAGGGUAUUGAAGACGAUCUUCACAAAAUAGUAGGAGUUUGUGAUGCAUGUUUUAAAGAAAACAAUGAAGCUGAUAUUGAGGCCAUACUGAACAGUAUAGUGUCCAUCAUGGUGUCCAUACCUCUUGAGAGAGGGGAAAAUCUUAUCCUGGCGUUCAGUCAGAGACUCACUAAGUCCCCUGGACCUAAGCUGGGCAUGGUCGCUCUACAAUCGUUGUGGCGCCUCUACAACAAUUUAGAGUCCAACUCUCCUCUCCGUUAUCAUGUGUACUAUCACGUCAUUGAGCUAGCUGCCCGAGUGGGUUCUGUGGGUGAGGUGUUCAAGGGGGUGGAACAGCUGAAGAGAGAGUUCGCCACAUGCACACCAUCCAAUGAACAGAUGCAAAAACUCUACAGGUUACUCCAUCAAGCGUUACUGGGACAGAACAGCGAGCUGGCAGCCAAGGUCAUGAUAGAACUGCUUGGUACUUACACCGAUGAGAAUGCCUCAUAUGCCCGGGAGGAUGCCAUUAAAUGUAUAGUGACGGCCCUCGCCGACCCCAAUACCUACCUCCUGGACCCACUGCUAGCCUUGAAACCUGUGCGCUUCCUGGAGGGAGAGCUGAUACAUGACUUGCUCAACAUCUUUGUGUCUGAAAAGUUAUCUAGCUAUUUGACCUUCUAUAAGAAUCACAAAGAGUUUGUUCAUUCUCAAGGUCUGAAUCACGACCAAAACGUGAAAAAAAUGAGAAUACUGACGUUCAUGCAGAUGGCAGAGACAAACCCGGAGAUCUCUUUCGACGAGAUCAUAUCAGAGUUACAGAUAGAAGAAAGGAAUGUGGAGGAGUUUAUUAUAGAAGUGUUGAAGACGCGCCUGGUCCGCGCCCGGAUGGACCAGUCGUCCCGUGCCGUGCGCGUGUCCAGUACAAUGCACCGUACGUUCGGGCGCGCCCAGUGGCUGGCUCUGCGCGACGUCCUCUUGUCCUGGCGCUCCAACGUCCACCAGGCCCACGAGUCCAUGAAGUCCGUGGCCGCCGCUCAGUUGGAAUACGCCUCGCAGUCUCCCAAACCCUGAAACCAUUUCGCCUUUUGAUACAAUAUAUAUAUUUAAAAA
This is a messenger RNA of Danaus plexippus (monarch butterfly), 1343 nucleotides long. It is a transcript of the gene eIF3m, whose product is annotated as eukaryotic translation initiation factor 3 subunit M. The transcript has 7 exons. Gene Ontology annotation, molecular function: translation initiation factor activity. The record is from RefSeq and is a predicted model, not a curated record. Lineage: Eukaryota; Metazoa; Arthropoda; Insecta; Lepidoptera; Nymphalidae. Gene Ontology annotation, cellular component: cytoplasm; eukaryotic translation initiation factor 3 complex. Gene Ontology annotation, biological process: cytoplasmic translational initiation. The coding region runs from base 144 to 1304 and encodes 386 amino acids.